Perca fluviatilis (European perch) is the source of this 894-nucleotide messenger RNA. RefSeq names its product gastric inhibitory polypeptide (gene gip). The record is from RefSeq and is a predicted model, not a curated record. Bases 516 to 833 code for a protein of 105 amino acids. Lineage: Eukaryota; Metazoa; Chordata; Actinopteri; Perciformes; Percidae. The transcript has 4 exons. Gene Ontology annotation, cellular component: extracellular region. Gene Ontology annotation, molecular function: glucagon receptor binding; hormone activity. Gene Ontology annotation, biological process: response to starvation; regulation of insulin secretion; response to glucose.
GGACUGGUAGAUUUAAACAAGUAGGCCUACGUUUACUCAACUGCUGUGCCGAAGUACACAUUGAAGAUAUUAUAGAAUCACGUUUAGUGUAGGACAUUUCUCUCCAUAAGAAAAGCUUCUGUCAAACAUCGUGAACAUUUAAGCCCACACUCUACGUCGUUAGACUAUGUAUUAUCAACAAACCAUUACAUUUUCAUAUGCUGCUAAAGUGUCACUUUUUCAUUAGUUUAAUGUCCCAUGAGUCUUUUCCUGUUGGUUGUUAACUCAGCAACAGCUCUUUAGGAAAGUAAAAACCAAUUAACUCUCCACAGUUAUUACAGCGCUGUUAUCAGUAGUCACCUGUGUAUGUGUGUUUCAUUAAUGCUUUAAUGUGCUGGAACAAAAAUGUUUUUCUUUCCUGCUAUGACACAUAUUUCCCCUGAGAAAACUGUAUAAAAGCCCACUUUCUGAAGGCAACCCACCAGGGUAAGCAGCUGAAGUAUUUCUUAUUGCCUGUUUUAAAGAUAUCCACAAGCAUGAAAGUUUUGCUGUUUGAACUUUUGGUUGUGUGGCUGCUCGGAGCGCUGCAUGCAGAGGCAAACACUCAACCUGAACAGAUGGGUCUCAGUGAAGAUGAGCAGCAUGUGAGCAGAAGAUAUGCUGAGUCGACCAUCGCCAGCGAAAUCAGCAAAAUCAUGGAUUCAAUGGUGCAGAAAAACUUUGUUGAUUUCUUGCUCAACCAAAGGGAGAAAAAAAGCUUGCCAGCUGCCACUGCAGAGGAAGAUCUGAAGGAAAGUCUAUACAACGUCCUGCUGAAGCUCAGUCUGCACAGGAAGCAGAAGAGAAACAUCUAAGGUUAGUUUUCCCUUUAUUCACAUCAUACAAACUGGUCUGUCUGUUGUGCUUAACAUCUCG